Messenger RNA from Trichosporon asahii var. asahii CBS 2479, 1668 nucleotides. Its product is annotated as regulation of translational termination-related protein. Gene Ontology annotation, biological process: protein polyubiquitination; ubiquitin-dependent protein catabolic process; positive regulation of proteasomal ubiquitin-dependent protein catabolic process. Bases 1 to 1668 code for a protein of 555 amino acids. The record is from RefSeq and is a predicted model, not a curated record. Lineage: Eukaryota; Fungi; Basidiomycota; Tremellomycetes; Trichosporonales; Trichosporonaceae. Gene Ontology annotation, cellular component: ubiquitin ligase complex; cytoplasm. The transcript has 2 exons. Gene Ontology annotation, molecular function: zinc ion binding; ubiquitin protein ligase activity; ubiquitin conjugating enzyme binding.
AUGGUAGCUGUGGAUCCCGACGUUCCCCCUCACAUCGCGCAGUUCGUAGACAGGUUCUACAAGAUUACAGACGCGGGCGACCACGAUGCGUACCUCGCCCAGUUUGAGCCGGAUGCGACCUUCAACGUCCUCGCCCCGCGGCAAGGGCACGAUGCGAUUCUGGCCGGACGGAGAUGGUCGUUCGCGAACCGUGGCGCGGACCAGGUGCACCGCUGGUUCCACAUCUGGUGUCCCGAGGGGCCCAAUGUCGCCUUUGUGCACGGAGACAAUGACUUUACAAGGAAGGACGGGGUGUUUGUCAAUGUUCCAUUCAUCGCGAGGAUGACUUUCAAUGGCGACCUGAACAAUCUGAAGAUCAAGGACUAUUAUGUCUGGGUCGCGAUCUACCCCGGUUGCGUCGACGCGCAUGGCGACUCGGUGAAGUUAUCCAUCCCGAUUCAGGUCGACGGUCAGCACCUGCCCCCGAUUCGCGCCACCGUCCGCCUGCCUCCGACGUAUCCGAACGAGGUACCGCCGGUGUGCACGGAGAUCACCUGCGACUGGCUUGAGGCAAAGACGCUCCGGGCCGUGCAGGACAAGCUGCCCGAGCUCUUCCAGAACGAGCCGGUCCUGUGGAGCUGGUGGGAGUGGGUGGGCGAUGGCUCGUUCCUUUCCGAGCUGGGGAUCAACCUCGCAACCCUGCCUCCAGAGGUGCAGGUGAAGAUUGCCGACUUUGACGCGGACGCCUCGCAGGCCGAGUUUCUGGACCAGGCGUACGCGUGCGGUAUCUGUUUCGAGUCAAAGAAGGGCGGGCGGUGUGUAAAGCUCCCCUGCUCGUGCGUAUUCUGCCAGGAGUGUAUCGUCGCCUUCUGGUCGCUCGCGAUAAAGGAGGGUGCAGUCGACAAUGUUGUGUGUCCGUCUGUCGAGUGCGUCAAGGAGCGCCGAGUUCUCGAUGCCGCCACGGUCGAGGCAGUUGUUGGCCCCGAGGCGACCAAGCGAUGGCAGAGGCUGAGCGAGAAACGUCUCGUCGACCGCGAUAAGCGAUACUGCUUCUGCCCGCGAGAGCUGUGUGAAGCGCUCGUCUCGCCAAAGGAGGCGGAUACAAAGAAGCCUACGUCCACGACAGGACCGAAGAAGGUUACGAUCAGCCUCGACAUUGGCAAGAGCGACGAGCCGAAGCGGCCGUCGAUGAGCGACCAAGCCCGCUGGGACAACUAUCGGCAGUGCGGCAAGUGUGCAUACUCGUUCUGCUAUCUCUGCCGCGCUCUGUGGCACGGGGCACACACGCUGUGCGAUAUCAAGGACACGAACCGCGCGGUGCGCGAGUACCUCGAGGCGGACGAGGAGGGCAAGCGCAAUAUCGAAUUCCGCCUCGGACCGCGGAACACGGAGGCGCUCUUCGCGCUGAUCCGUGACUACGAGCGCGAGCAGGAGGCCCUGAAGUGGAUGGAGGAGCACACGACGCCGUGUCCCUGCUGCAAGGCGCAGAUCGAGAAGAGCGAGGGCUGCAACCACAUGUCGUGCACGCGCUGCAGGUCGCACUUCUGCUACCGGUGCGGCGCCACGCUCUCCAUCGCAAACCCCUACAAGCACUACCAGCAGCCUGGGGACUGCUACCAGAAACUCUUCGAUUACAAUCCCAACCAAGACGCAGGGGGUUGGGUCCACUUUGGCGACGGCUGGUUCUAG